Molecule: messenger RNA, 4803 nt
Organism: Monodelphis domestica (gray short-tailed opossum)
Lineage: Eukaryota; Metazoa; Chordata; Mammalia; Didelphimorphia; Didelphidae
Source: RefSeq, a predicted model, not a curated record
CGCAACAGGUCCCCCAGUUUCUACGACCUUCUGGUGGAGGUCCGCUGCAAACCUGUGUAGCCUCCUCCCCCUCUAGUGGGGGAAGGGGGAGGAGGAAGGGAGGGGGCGCGGAUUCAGACCAAUCUGCCGUUCUACGUUUAGGGCAAACCUCCCAAAGUAGAAAAGCCCCUUUCCCUCUCCCCAUCGGGAGGCUGAGCUCGGUUCCAUACACCCAGCACCGGCUGGUACGCAGUCUGAGGUGGGGGGCGGCGGCGUGCUGGGAGCGUAGAGGGGAGGGGUCUCCGGAACCCUGCCUGGUGGUCCCCAGAAACUGGAGGCCGGGUUCUGUGACUCAUAAAUCAUUCAUGAGCCGGAGCUUCAUGGGUUGCCGAGCACCGAGCGGGUAAGGGAGGCUGGUUUGUAUGAGAGCUGAGAGACUCUACGCUCCCCGGGAAGAGGAAAGAGGUUGCAGCAGCCACAGCAGCAGCAGCUGUUGCUGGGGGGCACCGGGAGCCCACGACGUUGCCUAGUCCCUGGCCGCAGCUGCAGCCCUCCAACUAGGUGUUUAGGAGAGUAGGAGGGAGAAAGGAGAAGCAGCUGCAAGCAGCUGCUGGGCGGCCUGGUGCCCCGACUCACUCCUGGACAAGAUCUCCUCCAUCAAUUCAGAACAGAUGCCCUCUUAAUCCGGGGAGGAGGAGCAGCAGCAGCAGCAGAGGCUGCCGAGGGCUGAUGAGCACACCUGACCCUGCCACUGGCCAGCUUCACAGAAACCCAUCACUCCACCUGCCAGGAAGAUUUCCAAGCUUCAGAAAAAAGAAACAAACCCCCCAAACCCUCUCCCAUGUUAUCAGAAUCUUGCUAAACCAUGGCUUGGGUCCUCUGCUUCCUGCUGUUGCUGGGACUGAGUGGAGGUCCUGUCUCAGAGGGCCACUCUGUGCACAAGACAACUGUUGACACUUUGGAUCUGGGCUCUUUACCUGCCAUAAACUAUGAAACUAACGUACAUUCCGAGCCUGGACCAAUAGAGAUUUUGUUUCGCAUCGUCAAGGCCUUCCUUUUUGUGGUGCAGCCCCAUCCUUAUCCUGAAGACCUCAUCAGAAAGGUUAUACGACUACAGUUUGAGGACACAAAGAGUGAUUCUCAGCAGCCAGAACAUAUAGUCUUGGCACUAAAGGCUGCCUACUAUGAAAUCGGCUUUAUUAUUCUGGCUGGCCUGGGAUUGCUAUUUAUCUUCCUUCUCCCUCUUGUGGGGCUGUGCUUCUGCAUGUGCCGUUGCUGCAACAACUGUGGAGGAGAGAUGCAUCAGAGGCAGAAGAAAAAUGGUGAAUGUCGCAGGGGCUGCUUUGCUGCAUCACUCUUAGUGGUUUCCUUGAUAAUGAGUCUUGGUGUUCUGUGUGCUUUUGUUGCAAACCAGCACCUCACGACUCAAGUUCGAGGAGCCCGGAGGCUAUUAAACAGUAAUUUUAAAGACAUGAGAGCUCUGCUGACUGAUACGCCAAGGCAAAUUGAUUAUCUAUUGAACCAAUAUGAUGCGCCAAAGAAUAAAGCACUAUUAGAUCUCAAUAAUAUUGGACCAUUGCUGGGCGGCCGAGUUCGAAAUCAAUUAGGAAAACGUGUCCUUCCAGCGCUUGAUGCAGUUCUAACUAUGGCAGGAGCAAUCCGAGAAACCCGAGAGGCAUUAGAAAAUGUAAGUGCUUCGUUGGAGAUCCUGCAGGAGGGUACCACAAGUCUCAGUGCUAACCUGACAGAUGCCAAAGAGAAUCUGAGAAAUACCCUCAGUGAUGCUUCCUGCUCAAUGGCUCAGGCCACCUCUACCUGCAAUGCUAUUAGAAAUUCCUUAAACCAGCUGAGUAUCAACGCCAACUUCAGUCGGCUUCUACCAGUGACCUCACAGCUUGCCAAAGUCAAUGAAGUUCUUAAAAUUGAUUUAACCAGUCUGGUCCAACAGGGCUAUGCAGCAUUUAAUGAUACGCCUGAUUUGGUGCAGAAUCAAACCAAGAAUAUUCUGUCAGAUGUCAAAAGUGUUUUGGAUUCCAUUGGUACAAAUAUCACCAUUUUAAUAAAGAAGCUUCCUAUUCAGAAGAUACUAACAGAUUCCGUAAUUUAUCUUACUCAGACUGAGACGUACGUUGAAGAGUAUUUCCCAUUAGUUGAACAAUAUGAUUUCUAUAGGUGGCUGGGUUGUUUAAUCAUCUGCUGUUUGCUGGUCUUGAUUCUGGUCUUUUACUACCUGGGAUUAUUAUGUGGUGCCUGUGGUUAUAGCAAGCACACGACUCCUACCAACCGUGGUUGUGUAUCAAACACUGGAGGCAACUUCCUAAUGGCUGGAGUUGGUUUCAGUUUCCUGUUUUCUUGGGCAUUGAUGAUCGUAGUGGUUUUCACAUUUGUUUUGGGCGGAAAUGUAGAAAAAUUGGUCUGUGAACCCUUUAAAGAAAGGACUAUUUUUCAGGUUUUGGAUACUCCUUAUUUAUUCAAUGACCAAUGGAGUAGCUUUCUUUCGGGUCGCCUGUUUCAAAAGCCUGAUGUGAAUCUCACCUUUGAACAAGUUUAUAGUGACUGCAAGGAAAAUAAAGGCAUUUAUACCUCUCUGCAACUUGAUAAAUUCUACAAUAUCAGCAAUUUUCUGACCAUUAGUCAGUAUACCGAAGAUCUAACGAUUAAAUUUGAAAGUAUUAAAAUAAACCUUAGCAGCAUUGUUUUACUGGAUGAAGUAGGAAAAGAGAACCUCAUGAAUUUCAGUUACUCAGGAAUAGACGGAAUCGAUUUUGCAGCUUAUUUGGCUGAGGUCAAUAAAAGUAUAACAAAAGUGGAUCUUUUAUCAUUUGCCAAUGACUUAGAAGCAAGAGCAGAACAGUUGCCCAAAGGAGCUUUGGAAAAUGCCCUGAAAGGGCAUGCGAGUAACAUUCGAAUGAUCCAUCAUCAACAUGUGAUCCCUAUGGAGCAAGAAAUGAAAUAUGUUAAAGCCAGGAGCACUUUAAAUCAGAGCAUCAGGUUAUUACAAAAGACAGCAACUGAACUUAUGGUUAAAGUAAAUCAGGUCAUUUCCAUCGUGAAUGCUGCUCAGUUCCUCAUUAACAAUAAUGCUUCCUCUGUUAUUAUUGAGGAAACUAAGAAGUACAUGAAUGUGAUCAUAGGCUACUUUGAACGGUAUAUUCAAUGGGUCAAAGAUUCGGUCACCAUGGAUGUGGCAACCUGCAAACCCCUUGCCAACAUUGUAGAUACUGCUGUGGAGGUGUUUCUAUGUAGCUACAUAACUAACUCUGUGAACACAUUCUGGUUUGGCUUAGGAGCUGCCACAGUAUUUUUGAUUCCUGCUAUAAUUUUUGCUGUAAAGCUAUCCAAAUUUUAUCGUCGAAUGGAUUCAGAAGAUGUGUAUGAUGAUGUUGAAACUAUACCCAUGAAAAAUAUGGAAAAUGGUAAUUAUGGUUAUCAUAAAGAUCAUUUAUAUGGUCUUCACAAUCCUGUUAUGACAAGUGCCACGGGACGGUGGUAGAAGAGAUUGAAAUUGGAUGAGCCUCAAGAUAUUUACAUGGAAGAAAAUAUAGAAUUCUACCUAUAUUGGGGAUCUACAAGCACCUUUCAAAGCCAGUAUGGUUUUUGAUGGCUUCCUAGUCACAGAGUUUUAAAUCAACAGACCAUAUGACAUGACUUGGAAUGCUCUGAUAUGAGCUAACACAUGGUGCAUUUCACGACUAGAGCUCUAUCACUGGUACAUUCACUGGUUGACCACUGUUCAAGGCUAAUGCCACUGGAUUUUAAAUUUGGGGGGGCGGUGUUUAGUUUUUGGUUUUUACUUUUUUACACUGGGUUUCUAUCUCAAAAUCACCCAUUCCUUUUUAUUGGCUCUGUUUAAUGAUUUUUCAUGGAACAACUGCUCAUGUGUGAUUGUUUCAUUUUAUUACAUGGAAAAUGCAUUAAACUGACAAUGUUUACAUUUAAAAUACAUUUUAUAUGCAGCAAUUUUGUAUAUAUAUUCUUUUUAUUACUACGGUCUUAUGAGUGUUUAAAAAAACCUUAGUAUUGCGUGAUUUACUUUUAAAACGAGUAUACCAGCAUGAUUGGUGUUGACUGUCGGUAUUGUUGAAAAAUCCGUUUUUCACUAAAAGUGUGUGUGUGAAUUCUACAGUAUGUCCUUUGGGGCCCACCUACCACCUACAGGGUAUUUCUUCUACUCUUUUAAUGAUCCAUUAAGAUCAUUUUGAAAAGAAUACACAGAAGAUAAGUCUGAGAAUCAGACCAGUUUCAUAGUGAUUUUAAAAAAUUAAAGCUAUAUAGGGUGCUUAGUUUCUUCAGGUCAUUGGAAACUGGAAUGUUUUUAUAGGUAUCCCCUCGAGGAGAUUUUAAAUCAGUUUCUCUGAUCUGUGAAGCUGGGUGAAAAAAAAAUUGAAGCUGUAUCUCUUAGAAGUGACACCUGGAAUGGAAUUGAGAGAUUCAAGAUUAUUUGACCACAAAAAUAAUUUGUAUGGUUUUUAAAUGACUCAGCUAUUAAAAUGAGACCACCUGGAAAAUGCUCACAAUUUUCAGAUAGACAUGAUGCCAGAAGAGUACUAUUAUCUUCCAGAUCCCCUGUUUUUCUGUUUCUAUGAUAAAUAAUUCUUUGGGAAGAGAUCCAAAAAAUAUGUGAACAUGCAUAAUGAUUGUUUGCUCUGAAUUUUUUCUGUUAGAUUACUUACCCAUUGGGUCAGAAAAGACAUUUCAGAUAGGCAAAAUGUAGCACAUGUAUAAAAUUAUACAGAAUGUCAGAGUUUUUUUAAGAGUUAUAUUUUUCAUUUGAAAAAAUGAUGUCCCCAACUCAUUCCAAUAAAAAUAAUAUGGCCUAAUUGA